Molecule: messenger RNA, 7995 nt
Organism: Moesziomyces aphidis
Lineage: Eukaryota; Fungi; Basidiomycota; Ustilaginomycetes; Ustilaginales; Ustilaginaceae
Source: the annotation of a GenBank genome assembly
AUGCUAGCCAAGAAGCGCGACCUCAAAAACUGGAUCCAGCGAGCGUCCUCGGAACCUCAUCCGGAGCCCUACGACUCGGACGACGACCUCGCACCUGCAAAGAUGAGUGUCUCGGGCGACGACACAGACCUCAUCGACCCGCUCGACGACUGGUCCACCUUUGCCCAAGCGGCCCAGCUCCAGCUCAACUCCACCAGCACGCGCCAGCGCCUCGUCUUCCUCAACCGACAUGCGCUCAAGGCAGCUGAGCUCGCAGAGCUACAGCCCGUGCAACGAGCCGAGCUCCUCACCAUCAUCCUCCGCACAUAUGCAAAGUACAUCGACCGCGAAUCUCGCCUCGCUUCCAUCAGUGUAUUCUCCAAGAUCGUAGCCACAGACGAAGCCGCCUCCUCGCCAGACUCCAACGGCGCCGUCGCAAAGCAUGCGCUCGCCUGGCUCAAGCGGGAGUCGGAGCGCAUCGCCAAGCCUUCCGCCUCCGGCCCCUCCACCACUUCUCUCUCUACACUCACAGCCCUCCAUGCGUUUGUAUGCUCUCUCUAUGCCACACUCUGCUCAUCAUCAACCGCAGACGACGCUGCCGCAGUAAAGGCCGUCUCGCCGACAUGGGACGCUCUCGUCCACGUCCUCGCAGCCAACUACGACGCCAUCCUUGCCGCUUCCAACGGUCGCGACAGCGUCCGAAAGAACGCAGUAGCUCUCACUCGACGCACGCUGCGCAAUGCUCACGCCUACCUGCCUCACGUCAUCCGCAUCCUCUGCGCUAGCCAGACGCCCGCUGCUGCCCUUCGUUCGGCUCCCCUCCUCGGCGAGGCCAUCGGCGUGUCUCUUCGCCUUCGUGCAGGCUCCGAGCAGCUCAAGGGCGCACCCGAUGGCGUCGGCCGCGGAUACAUCAACGCCGCCAAGAGCGACAUUCUCGCUUUCUACAGCACUCAGAUCCUCGCUUCCAAGACCGCAGUGCCACAUGCCGCCAUCCAGGCUUUCGAGGAGUUCAUCGCCCAGUACGUCACCGAGCACGAUCUUUCUUCCGCACUGCGUCCGCAACUCGAAAAGAUGCUCCUCCGCUCGCCCGAGGUCGCCCUACCCGUCGCCACGAGCCUGUUCAGCGCAGUGAAGCUCGACGUCGGUCCGCAUGCCAAGCCGCUCCUCACCCCGGUCAUCUCCGCUUCCAGAUCCACCAACGCAGCCACCAGGACAAAGGCCGCCGACUUCUUCUCCGCCCUUUCCCUCCGAAUCCGCGAUGACGGCUCGGCCAAGACCGCCGUCGUCGACGAGCUCAUCGCCAUCCUCAAGGGCGGCAAGGCGGCUACCCCUGAAGCCAGGUCCUCCAUCUACGCCAUGCUCUCCUCCGUCGCACCAGGCGAGGCCGCAAAGAGCUCGGCCAUCGUCGACGUCGUCGUCUCCCUCCUCGCCAAAGAGGCGCAGGAAGCUGCGAUGCACGCCGCCGUCUCCUGCAUCACCACUCACCUUCGCUGGAUGCUCAUCCACGCCGACUCCGCACCACCAGCCGCCGUCUCCAACGCUCUGGUCAAGGAGCUCCAGAACUCCAAGGUGCCCAUCCGUAAGGCCGUCUGCCUUGCCAUCGGCGAGCUCUUCUGGUCCAUGGACGAUGCAAACCAUGCCACGCCCGCCGCUCGCGCAUUUGCAGAGUCGCUUCUGCCCGGCUUCGAGGCCAACCUCAAGAACGCGUCCACAAACCCGCUCACCGCCGUCGGUGGUCCUCUGGAGGGCUACAUCGCCACGGCUGUGCUUGAAGACCGUCUCGCCAAGUUUGGCUCCGACAAGAUCGUUGCCGUUCUGACAAACAACGCAGCGCUCGAGGGCAUCCUUGUCGUCGACCCCAAGCCAUCCUUCCUCCUCGCCGAGAAGGUCUUCCGCAAGAUCGCCACUCCAGACGAAGAGAUCUGGCUCUCGCGCGCUUUGCAGGCCGUCGUCGUCCGACAUGGCAAGGCGCUGGAAAGCGACAAGGCUGUCCAGGUGCACAUCGCACUAGCCCUCAUCCACGUCCUCUUCCAUGCAACCGGCACCAAUUCGAAGCGCUCCGUGCUCGAGCUCGUUCAGCAUCUCGCCUUGGUCCAGCCCAUCCUCACCCACGACAUCAUCACCUCCGGCAUCUCGGCCUUCCUCCAACAGCCUGCCCCGAGUGCAACUCCCGCUGCCUCAUCGGCCUCAUCCAAGCCCAACGGCGCGGCCUCGGCGGCCUCGACAUCCGGAUCGGCGGCUGCAGCAGCAGCUGCUGGCGACGUGGAAGAUGCAAAGCCCUCGGCCGAGACCCGAGCUCGUGAUCUGCGCCGCCUCUUGUCCGCUGCCAACACCUUCUCGGAAGAGCUCGAUUCGCAACUGCGCAAGAAGGCGCUCGUCGACACGCUCGUCCUCUCGCACCACACCGACCUUCUCGACCGCGGCACCUCAUGCUUCAUGGACCUCACCUUCAAGGCAAAGAUCCUCCCCAUCGACCUGGUGACCUCGCAUCAGCAGGACCUCCUCUCUGCCGUGCGCGUCGCCCUCGAUGAUCCCGCCAUGCGCGACGCAGGCUUUGCGGCACAGACCACGCUCGUGCGUCUGGCGCCCGACACCAUCAUGGCAGAGCUUGCCUCUCAGGUCGAAGCCGACUGCCAGUUCGACGAUCUGCACGCACUCACCCAGGAUGAGCUGGGUAUGUGGCGAACCGAGCCCGGCUCCCUCUACAUCGACGUCCUCUCCGCAAAGAAGGAAGACAGCGUCGACAAGAACAGCAAGAAUGCAAAGAUGGAGCAGUGGGAGGCCGAGCUUCGCGCAGACAUCGCCAAGAAGAAGGCGGCUCAGAACAAGACGCUCACCAAGGACCAAAAGGCCGCCGUUGACGCUCAGGCCAAGGUCGAAGCGCAAGCACGCGCCAAGGUCCAAGAGAUCCGAUCGCGCUACGUGCGCUCCCUCGGCACCGUCUCGUCCAUCGUCGGCGCCCGCACCGUUGAGAUCCAGGGCUACAUGCAGUCGCUCGUUGCUUUCGUCCUGCGCACCUUCGAAGUGCCUCAGGCCCGCGAGCUCUUUGAGAAGGAGGUCAAGGACGCUUUCUGGGCGCUGUCCAGCUGCUGCUCGAUCCGCCUCGAGGCCUACUCGAUGUUUGUCGCCGUUGCGAUCCUGCGCACUAUCGACGAGGAGCUCGUGCAGGAGGACUUCCGAGCCGAGCCCAUCAACGAGCUCGUGCUUCGCAUCCUCUAUCGCCUCCGAUCGCUGUCCGAGCAAUCGCCCUUGGAUGCUACCACGGUCGCUUUCAUCGACCCUCUUAUUGUUCGCAUCGUUCGUGCUGGCGGCUUCGGCGUGGAUCCCGAGGACACGGAUUCGGUGCUGGAGCAGAUCCAGCUCUCGCUCGACUUCAUCGACUUCCACGGCUCUGCGUGCGAAAGCACCUUCUACCCUCGUUCGUCGUUCAUGAACAGCCUCGUCACCAUCGUCGCCAAGCACACGCAGAUCUCCAAGGACGCUGUCUCUGCGCUGCGCGACAUCGGCGAAGCGCUCAGGACCACGGCUCUGCCGGCAGAGAUCCAGAAGCUGCUCUCCAACACCAUGGUCGACGAGGUCUACGUGCGCAACGGCUGUCUCCAAGCCAUUCAGCCGCUCGAUCUUACGGACCUCGAGUUCCCCGUGGAGCUCUGGCUCGCCUGCCACGACGAAGACGAGGAGAACGCGCGACUCGCCGAGAAAGCCUGGGAGGAGAACGGCCUCGACGUGCCCGAAUCCUUCGCAGACCCGCUCAUCGCGCUGCUGGAGCACAAGAUCGCCUACGUCCGCGAAAGCUGUGCGCGCGCUCUUGCCGCUGCCACCGAGCAACACCCAGAGCAGGUCUCGAACGUCAUCUCGAAGCUUUGCAAGCUGUAUCAAGAGAGGAACAAGGUGCUGGCACCCGAGUACGACCGAUUCGGAAUGGUGAUCGAAUCGACCAAGAACCGCCAAGAUCCAUGGCAGACGCGUGCUGCCAUUGCUGUGGCGCUCCGUCACCUGGCUCCUCUUCUUCAGGGCUCGGAUGUGCAGCCUCUGUUCGAGUUUAUGAUCGAUGGUCAGGCGCUUGGCGAUCGUAGCGAAGACGUGCGCCCCAAGAUGCUCGAAGCGGCCACUGCUGUGAUCGAUCUGCACGGCAAGGAGCACCUCUCCAAACUCAUCGCCAUGUUCGAGGCCUUCUUCAGCCACUCGACCGGCUCGAACGCCGACGACGGCAUCACCGAGGCAGUCGUCAUCUUACUCGGCCGCGAAGCUCGCCAUCUAGACCCCAAGGACCCGCGCGUCAGCAAGGUCGUCGAUCGUCUCAUCGAUGCCCUCAAGACGCCUUCGGAGCUCGUCCAGUCUGCCGUCGCCGACUGUCUGCCACCGCUGGUGCUUGCCAUCAGCAAGGACGUGCCGCGCCUGUUCCAGUCGCUCUUCCGCGAGCUCUUCGACGGACCCAAGUACGCCGGUCGACGAGGUGCCGCCUACGGCCUGGCUGGUCUCGUCAUGGGUCGAGGCAUUGGCAGCAUCAAGGAGUUUGACGUGAUGGACAAGCUCGCCGACGCAUUCGAAGACGCCAAGAACCCGACGCGCCGACAGGGUGUCAUGUUCGCGUACGAGACGCUGACGCUGACGCUCAAGAGGCUCUUUGAGCCGUACAUCAUCGGCAUCUUGCCACACAUGCUUGCCGGCUUCGGCGACGUCUCGAGCGACGUGCGUGAGGCGACGCAGGACGCAGCCAAGGCGAUCAUGCAGACAGUCUCGGGGCACUGCGUCAAGAUCAUCCUGCCGACGCUGCUCUCGGGUCUCGACGAGAAGCAGUGGAGGACCAAGAAGGGCGCCAUCGAGCUGCUGGGCGCCAUGGCGUACUGUGCGCCCAAGCAGCUCUCGCUGUCGCUGCCGACAGUCAUCCCGCGACUGAGCGAGGUGCUCACUGACUCGCACACGCAGGUGCGAACGGCGGCCAACAAGAGUCUGAAGCAGUUCGGCGAGGUGAUCAACAACCCGGAGAUCAAGGAGCUCGUGCCCGUGCUUCUCAAGGCGCUUAUCGACCCCAACACCAAGACAGGUGCGGCGCUCAAGCGUGUGCUCGAGACGAGCUUCGUGCACUACAUCGACUCGCCGUCGCUGGCGCUCGUCAUUCCGAUCAUCGACCGUGGUCUCAAGGAGCGCAGCGCAACGAUCCAGAAGGACGCUGCGCGCAUCGUCGGCAAUCUUGCCGGUCUCACCGACUCGAAGGACUUUGUGCCGUACCUCGGAAAGCUCAUUCCUAUGGUGCGUCUGGUGCUCAUCUCGCCCGUGCCCGAGGCACGAGCGGUUGCGGCCAAGGCGCUCGGUACGCUUGUGGAGCGCCUGGGAGAAGUGCACUUUGUGGAGCUGGUGCCUUCGCUGCUCGGAGUGCUGCGCUCGGACGCCACGGGUGUGGAUCGCCAGGGUGCCGCCCAGGGUCUCGCCGAGGUGCUGGCUGGUCUGGGCAUGGAGCGCAUGGAGAACUUGCUUCCCGAGAUCAUCAACAGCGCCGCGGAUCCCAAGCCGUACGUGCGAGAAGGUCAUAUUUCGCUGCUCAUCUACCUGCCCGCCACGUUCGGCCACCGUUUCGCGCCGCACCUGGGCCGCAUUAUCCCACCGAUUCUCAGCGGUAUCGCCGACGAUGCCGAGACCGUGCGCGAGGCGUCGAUGCGUGCUGGUCGCAUGAUCAUCGCCAACUACUCGUCCAAGGCGGUGGAUCUGCUGCUGCCGCACCUCGAGACGGGCCUGUUCGACGAGGCAUGGCGUAUCCGCAUGUCGUCGCUGCAGCUCACCGCCGAUCUCCUGUUCCGCCUGUCGGGCAUUUCGGGCAAGAACGAGGUGGAGGACGAGGGGAUCGACGAAGAUAUGGAGCACUCGGCUGCCAACAACUCGGUGCAGCGAGCGCUCAUCGAAGCGCUGGGACAGGAGAGGCGCGACCGCAUCCUUGCGUCGAUCUACAUUGUGCGACAGGAUCCCAACAUCCCCGUGCGCCAGGCAGCGAUCCACACGUGGAAGGCGCUGGUGCACAAUACGCCGCGUACGGCGCGCGAGGUGCUGCCGACGAUGCUGGACAUCCUCAUCAAGUCGCUUGCCUCGAACGGCGACGAGAACCGCGAGAUGGCGGCGCGCACGCUGGGCGAGCUGGUCAAGAAGCUGGGCGAGAAGAUCCUGCGCGAGACGAUUCCGAUCCUGCGCAUGCGCGGAGCGACGUCGGAGGACGCCAAGACGCGCUCGGGCGUGUGCUACGCGGUGACCGAGGUGCUGGCCAACUCGACCAAGACGCAGCUGGAGGACCACGAGGAUGCGAUCAUCGCGGUGGUGCGGCAUGCGCUGGUGGACGAGUCGCCGGCGGUGCGCCAUGCGGCUGCGCAGGCGUUCGAUGCGACGCAGACGUACAUUGGGCCGCGCGCGAUCGACGAGACGAUCCCGACGCUGCUCGAGGCGCUGUCGGACACGAGCGGCGGCACGUCCGAGACGGCGCUGGCUGCGCUGCGCGAGGUGAUGCGUGCGCGCUCGGACGUGGUGUUCCCCGUGCUGGUGCCGACGCUGAUCGCGCAGCCGAUCACGUCGUUCAACGCGCGUGCGCUGGCGGUGCUGGUGCGUGUGGCCGGAUCGGCACUCAACCGGCGGCUGUCGAGCAUGCUCACGGCGCUGUCCAAGGCGCUCGACACGGAGAAGGACGAGACGGUGGUGGCGGACCUCAACGCGGCGGUCGAGGCGCUGCUGGGCUCGGUGUCGGACGUGGACGGACUGCACCAGACGAUGCUGCUGCUGCUGGGCUGGGCCGGAUCGACGUCGUCGCCGCAGCAGCGCCAGCGCGUGGCGGGCUGCAAUCUGUUCAAGGUGUUCUGCCAGGUGAAGAAGGCGUCGGUGGACGUGUCGGACUAUCUGGUGGACUGGCUGCGCAAGCUGGUUUCGCUGCUGGACGACCCGGUGCCCGAGGUGGUGGAUGCGGCGUGGAGCGCGCUGGACGCCUCGCUCAAGACGGUGGGCAAGGACGAGCUGGAGGGGCUGGUGGUGCCGUUGCGGCGCAGUCUGGAAAACACGGGCGCGGCCGGACGCGAGCUGGCGGGCCUGUGCCGACCGAAGGGAGCGUCGCCGCUGGUGCCGGUCUUCCUGGCGGGCCUGAUGAACGGUACGCCGGACCAGAGGCAGAACGGAGCGCUUGGACUGUCGGACAUUGUGGAGCGCACGUCGUCGGAUGCGAUCAAGCCGUUUGUCACGUCAAUGAUCGGACCGCUGAUUCGACUGUGCGGCGACCGUCAUCCGCCGCCGGUCAAGGCAGCGAUCCUGACGAGCUUGGACACGAUGGUGCGGCGCAUCCCUGCGCUUGUGCGACCGUUCUACCCGCAGCUGCAGCGCUCGUACCAGAAAGCAGUUUCGGACGCUUCGAGCGCCACGGUGCGCGCCAAGGCGGGUGUGGCGCUGGGCAACCUGAUGGGUCUGCAGACGCGCGUGGAUCCGGUGAUUGCCGAGCUGGUUGCGGGUGCUCGCGCCGGUCUUGGCGAAGGCGGCGCCCCCGCCGCGGCGGGCUUGGCUGGAGCCGCAGCUGGCGGCGCGACCGACCCAGCUGAGCUUGCGGAUUCGUUUGCGCAGGCGCUGGCGCACGUGCUUGCCAACGCCCCGGCCAAAAACGUGGGUGCAGCGAGUCGGGAGCAGGUUGUUGCGCUCGUGGAUGCGACGUUUGGUGCCGAGGUGGGCGUCAAGGACGCCUUGCGCCAGGGUGUGGCCGAGGUGGUGGGCUCGCUGGUGAAGCUGGACGCGGCGUUGGCGGCGGGCGUGCUGCGGAAGCACGUGGUGGGCGGGGCGUCGGGCGAUGUGGCGCUGCAGUCGCAGAUCGUGCGCGCUAGUCUGGAGCGCGACGCUGCGGCGGUGCAUGCGCUCGGGUUUGCAGACGAGAUUGUCAAGUCGGUGAUGGGAUGGAUCAGUCAAGGCUCGGCCAUCUCGCGGCCGGCCAAGGAGGCAAGGGAGCUCAUCCGCGACUCGGACGCCUGGAGGACAGAGGCCAAGGCAGCCGACUGGAUCUAA